AGGGGGAUUGUUUGACAGCGAGCUGCAGAGCUGCUGGGAAGAGAACCAGGACGUAGCUGCUGAGGGUCGGGGACUAUUCUCCUCUUCCUCUCCUCCUCUUCUUCACCUCCUCUCCUCUUCUCCUCCACAUCGACUGCUUCUCAACACAGCGACGUUUCCAGAGGACAUGGCGGCUUCGGAUCGGGCUGUCUGCUGGAAGUCUGAUGAGUGAGAGUGCCGGCAGCCCGCUCCUCCACCGCGAUGGUCGACAUGGAGAGCCACUACCAUCCCCCUUCGCCCCUGGAGGACUCGGUGCUGGGAAGCCCGCUGUGCGCCGAUGACAACUUCAUGGGCGGCAUGGAGGAGCUCCAGGACAUCUCCCAGUCCAUCGACAACGACGCCCUCAGCUCCUUCGACGUCCCUGAAUACCAGUCCUCCAGCAACGGCUCCGAAGGUUCCACCGUUCUAGAUGCCCUGACGCCAGCAUCCAGCCCGUCGUCAGUUGUUUACGGGUUGGCAUCGGGCCAGGAGGACUUCUCAUCGGCCUCCUCAUCGCUCAAUCUGGAGUGUCGAGUUUGUGCCGACCGCGCCUCGGGCUACCACUACGGAGUCCACGCCUGCGAGGGCUGCAAGGGUUUUUUCCGGCGGACCAUCCGUCUGAAGCUGGAGUACGACAAGUGCGAGCGCCGCUGCAAGAUCCAAAAAAAGAACCGCAACAAGUGCCAAUACUGCCGCUUCCAGAAGUGCCUGUCGGUGGGCAUGUCCCACAACGCCAUCCGGUUUGGUCGGAUGCCCCAGUCGGAGAAGCUAAAGCUGAAGGCGGAGAUGGUGACGGGAGACAGGGAGGUGGAAGACCCCCACGUGGCCGACCAGAAGACCCUGGCCCGGCAGAUCUACGAGGCCUACCUCAAGAACUUCAACAUGAACAAGGCCAAGGCUCGAACCAUUCUCACCGGCAAGACCAGCACCCCUCCUUUCGUCAUCCACGACAUGGAGACCCUCCAGCUGGCAGAGCAGACGCUGGUGGCAAAGAUGGUGGGCUCGGCGGGAACGCUGAAGGACCGGGAGGCGGAGGUUCGGAUCUUCCACUGCUGCCAGUGCACGUCGGUGGAAACUGUCACCGAGCUCACGGAGUUCGCAAAGUCCGUCCCCGGCUUCUCAAGCCUGGACCUCAACGACCAGGUGACUCUUUUGAAAUACGGCGUGUACGAGGCCCUCUUCGCCAUGCUCGCCUCCAGCAUGAACAAAGACGGGCUCCUCGUGGCGUACGGCUCGGGCUUCAUCACCCGGGAGUUCCUCAAGAGCCUGCGGCGGCCGUUCAGCGACAUGAUGGAGCCAAAGUUCCAGUUUGCAAUGAAGUUUAACGCCAUGGAGCUGGACGACAGCGACCUGGCUCUGUUUGUGGCCGCUAUCAUCUGCUGUGGAGAUCGCCCAGGCCUGGUGAAUGUGGCGCACAUUGAGCGAAUGCAGGAGAGCAUUGUGCAGGUGCUGCAGCUCCACCUGCUGGCCAACCACCCCGACGACUCGUUCCUCUUCCCCAAGCUGCUGCAGAAACUGGCCGACCUCCGGCAGCUGGUCACCGAGCACGCGCAGCUGGUGCAGGAGAUCAAAAAGACAGAGGACACCUCGCUGCACCCGCUCCUGCAGGAGAUCUACAGAGACAUGUACUGAGGGGGGUCGCCAGGAGGAAUAACCAGGAGAGGCACUCUUACAAAUCAUCUCCUUUUUAUUUCAGGGACAGAAGAAGAGGAGUCCUCCAUAAGCUAGGUUGAACCACUUAAACCCCCCACCACCGCCCUAAUGCAGCAAGAAUUAGCUUCUGGUCAGCACAAGGGGUCCUGUUGAGGCAGGAGAGGCCAACACAGAGCUCUCCACUCCAUUGGCAGAAAAGUCAUGUAUGCAAAGACGUGAUUGAGCCCCUAUUCUAGAUCCCAGUGUAUGCAAUCUCUGACCAAACAUGGAUAAAAAAGACUAAAUUAGAAGUAUUUGAGGUGUUUGCCAUGGUUCUCCCCGUCCUGACCCUUAACAAGCCCUAAAAUGAGGAAAGAAAGUGAACUUGAUAGUCACCACUCCAGCAGAAUGCUUGAAAGUAGAUUUUUUUAUAGUGAUGUCAAAGAGCAAAGAGCCAUAUACCUUCACAGCUAACAACACCCAAAUGACUUCAGAGGGCAGCGACAUUAAUACGGCAGUAGUGACGCAGUUUUCCAGCAAAGGCAGCUUCUGUCAAAUCGGCUGUCAAUAACGGGCGGUGACGACUAUCCACGCAUCAGCCCCCCUCCAGCAUGUUUCUUCACCUGUUUUACACCCACAGACGCAACUGUGGUGCUCCUGAACAUCGUCAUUUAUUUGUACUGUAAGCCAUACUGUGUUUGUAAUACUGGAAACAUUUUCAUAUUCUUUUCUCUUCCUGACAAAGACAGCAUCAAAACUUUGGUACAGAUAAUCACCACUUAUUAGCAAUAGUAUUUUUUACACUUCAGAAUAAGAAAGCAAAAUCUUAGUUUGGAAGAAACGUUUUUUCUAAAGACUGAAAGGCACAACAGAUUCACUGUGCACACACACGCACUACGAUGAAGCACGAACACGCCUGCAAUAUGUUAAUAUGGCACUAUUUUAUACCGGACUUCUGUUAAAAUGCCUUUUUCACAAAACACAGACUAUUUGGCACUCCAUCCUGUUUCUGUGUCCCGCUAACACCAAGAUAAACCGCAUUACAACCUUAAUACAGGCAGACUUAAAGCAGAUUUACCAGAAAUUAAUUCAUCCGUUUCUUAAUUUCUCACUCGGUGAAGCCCCGUUCCUCCAAAAUACAUCUCAUCAUUUCGUUUCUCUCAGUUAGUCAUGUUGUGUCUCUCCAUCUUCUCCUGUCUGUCUGCCUUCAAUCGUAUUUCACUUGCUGUGAUCGGUCCUCAUAACACCUGCAGUUGAUUUAAGAAAUCAGGGCUCUUAUGUGCACAUUUUUAUAUGAUGGCAAAAUGAAAAGCAUUAUUCUGUUUUUCAUAGAAGAAAAUCAUAAUGUGAUGGCCUCGUAGAUUAAACCAAUACUUUGACACUUUGACCUUGUAGUUUCUGUAAAAUCACCUGGGCAAAAAAUCAAAAGACAAACACAAACGUGUGGCCGUCUGCACUUAUUUGAUUCUGUAGAGUAAGAUAAAGACAGUCAUCCUUUUGGUAACACUUUAUAAUAACCAUCAUUUAUAAAUGGUAAAUUAAUAGUUAAUUAAACUCAGUUAAAAGUAAUUUUACUGUUAACAAACAAUGAAAUGAUAAUUAAUCAUGUUUACUAAUUAUUACUAUUUUAACAGUUAAUUGUUGCACACAUCCUAACAUUUAAUAUACUAUAUGAAGUAUUUGUUAAUGAUUUUACAAAAUGUUUAGUAAAACUUUAAGAAAUUGUUUGUAAAACAUCUGUAAACAUACAUAGACAGAUGUUUGUAACACUUUGUUAAUGGUUAUUAAUUGGU
Messenger RNA from Sebastes umbrosus (honeycomb rockfish), 3443 nucleotides. It is a transcript of the gene pparab, whose product is annotated as peroxisome proliferator-activated receptor alpha b. Gene Ontology annotation, cellular component: nucleus. The transcript is spliced from 7 exons. The record is from RefSeq and is a predicted model, not a curated record. Gene Ontology annotation, molecular function: zinc ion binding; RNA polymerase II cis-regulatory region sequence-specific DNA binding; nuclear receptor activity. The coding region runs from base 241 to 1650 and encodes 469 amino acids. Gene Ontology annotation, biological process: regulation of lipid metabolic process; negative regulation of transcription by RNA polymerase II; positive regulation of transcription by RNA polymerase II. NCBI's taxonomy places the organism in Eukaryota, Metazoa, Chordata, Actinopteri, Perciformes, Sebastidae.